Molecule: messenger RNA, 1742 nt
Organism: Amoebophrya sp. A120
Lineage: Eukaryota; Dinophyceae; Syndiniales; Amoebophryaceae
Source: the annotation of a GenBank genome assembly
AUUCUUGGCAGCGCCAAUGUGCAUAAGGGAACAGCACACGGCAUCGACAGCUUCAAUUUUCACUGUGCACGGUAUGUGUACAGAAAUAAUCUAGGAGAAGCGAUAGCGAAUACAGAGACCGCAGUACUUUCCGGCUUUUCCGAACCGCGUAAUUACCCCUUGCUCCGCGAAAUGAAUUGCGGCGACAUUCUCGCUGAAUACAAUUCGGAUUACGAACUAGCACUCCGCUCCCCGCACGAUGAAGACCACCAACCGCACUUGGAAAGUGGAAAAAGCAAACAGGCGAAAGAAGAAAAAAUCGCCUUCUAUGGGAAGAAUGAGAUUGCGAUUGAGGUUCCGAAGUUUCUGAGUUUUCUGACGCAAGAGAUUUUCGACGGCAUUCUCCUUUUCCAGCUUCAAGCGCUCUGGGCCAACGUGUUCUUCGUCAAUGUGCAGGUGGCUUUCGUGUCGCUUCCAAUUUUCCUGCUCUUCGCCGUUCGGGAAGCGUUUCGGAACAUGAGGAAUCGGGAGCAGAUUCGGCAAGUCGCAAUCGCGGAAACCGCCGCGGUGUCUGUGGAACUGGUGGAGCCGAUCGGCACCAGCUGCUGUCAGCAAGGCCACGGCGGGAUGGACCACUUAGUAGAGCAAAAGCUGCAGAGGAGUUCCUGCAGAAACGUUGCAGCUGCAGAAGACACCACCAAAAUGCAGAACAAGGCCAACACUUCUUGUGUGGUUGAGAUGAACAAAGUUGAGUCUUGGAACAAGCUUGCCUCGACGUCCCCAGGCGACAACAAACUUGCAUCGCCGAGUACAAACUGCCCAACGGACCACGAUGAAGAGGAUAAACAGGAUGAUUUUGGUUUUGCUGACGAUCUUGGCAAAACCUGUAAUAAUAUGGACCUGCACGUGGUCGAGUUUGUCUCUUCGGAUAAGGGAGUUUCCUGUCAACAGCAGUGCGUAGACCACAGCGACGUAGAAUCAUCAUCGCAUGGUAAGGUGUUUUCUCAACCAAAUCAAACCGGGCCUUCCACAACCGUGGUACCCGCCGACCAACUGAUCCCGGGCGACGUGAUUGCCAUUUCCAACGGCUUAACCUUACCGUGUGACUGCGUCUUGCUCAAGGGCUACGUCGUUCUAGACGAAUCCUCUCUCACUGGCGAGGCCAUGCCAAUCCAGAAGUUCCGCCUGGACGACGGGACAAGCGAGGAGGCACUGUACUUGAAUGCAGUGGAGGACGGACGAACAGAUGAAGAGAAACUGCCAGGUGAGGGACCCGCGGGAGACCCCCGUCUCCAGGGGAGGAAACUGUUCGAGGAAACGAGCCGAGAAGACACGCUCAAGGAACCGCAAGGAAAAAUACAACAGGAAGUAGUAGAUAUGGCGAGCAGUACCGGCGAGAUUUGGCCCUCUGACGACGGAGAGGUUGACAAAAACGCAACGACAGUCGUCCAGCACGAUCUCUUCCGGGAUAGCUGCUAUUCAAUGAACGGAUCGACUUCGUCAGAAGAAGAGGCUAUAUCAAGAACGUCUUCUCCCCGUGAAGAAAUGCAGAAAAAUGAACCAGAGCGAACGAAUAAGAAGUCCGAAAGCAUACGGACUGCACCUGAUUUCCCUCCGCUGGAAAUCACGACCAAUCACGAAUUCAUUACGAAGUGGGUGCCGAACCCGAAACUCGCAAAGAAGCACUUCUUGUACGCAGGCACCAAAGUCAUGCAGGCUGGAGGUAGCGCAACUUCAACUUCCAGUGGUGCAGCAAACACCAC